Prorocentrum cordatum is the source of this 1518-nucleotide messenger RNA. Lineage: Eukaryota; Dinophyceae; Prorocentrales; Prorocentraceae. The record is from the annotation of a GenBank genome assembly.
CGUAGCGUGUCUCAGGGGCCGCCGCCACGGCACGCUCGGAGUAGUUCCUGACGGUGUCCCGUCUCUCGUCCGCGUUCCCAUUCGCAUCGUAGUGCGCAGCAUCGUCGUGCUGAUAGGUACCUUCAUGCUCGUUUUCAGCAUCGGCACCAGCAUCACCGACGUCACCACCUCAGACACCUUCACCGUCAUCAUCACAAGUGGCCGUUAUGGUUCCAGUUAUAUUGGCUUAGGCCAAAGCCACGGGACCUAGUAUAGUAUAUGAGUCAGACAGCACCUGGAACAGUGACGUUGGUUGAAUCGGAAUCGGGAUCAGAAGCAUCAGACUCGGAAUCAGGGUCGGCGACGCAGACAGCAUCAGGACCGGAAGACGCGGCAGAGAGGACAGAUUUGCACGAUGGCAAGCCAUUGACAAGAAGGAUGUCCACUUAUGCACUGGAUAUCAGCGCGAAGUGGUUCCAAUUCCGAUUGUCAUUUCUCGUCUUUGGGCUCGUUUACGUAGGCUUGGCGGUCGUCUGCCUGUAUAGCGAUGUGAACGAGGUCUAUGUGUCCUUUGCGGCCGGCAUAUUGUUUAUUAUCGACAGGCUUGCUAUUGUACCGUGUGGGGUAUUACCUUCGCCGGAAGUGGAUUCUCUACUUCAUCGAUUUGUGUUUUAUGGGCACGAUAGCUUUAAUCAUCACGCUCGUACUGUGCCACUUCGAGCUAACUUGCUCGCAAUCCUGGUUCCGGGCUCUGUACAUUAUCCUGUCCGGGCCUAUUCCAGGCGCCACCUUCAUGCUCCAGCUGCCUGUGGCCUUACACCACCCCGAGGCGUUUGAAAGCUGGUUCUUACAUGGUACCCCCAUGUGGCUCAGUUACGCCCGUCGUUGGAAGUGGCAUGUGUUUGAUGUUGAUCCUAUGCCGAGUCUUGGCGAGUUAGUUUGGGACGGCAUGAUCGGCUUCUACGUCCCCUGGGUGAUACCAUACCUCGCAUUCCUGCUUGUCCAGCCGUUUCUGCCUUGUCCGAUUGCCGGCUACCAGACCCUUAUGGACCUUUUCGUCGAGGAGGCCAAUCUGACUGACGAGCGCCGCCUGCUCAACAAGAAGAACACAUAUUUGUCAUACUAUUCCAAGAUUCUGGGGUUCGUGCUUGGCCACGCUUUUCUGUCAGCGACUGGUGCGUUGGCGGGCGCACUAUCCUUUCAGAGCUGGUACGCGAACGUCUUGUGGAUUGCCUGUGUGCAGAUACAGGGUGUCAUCUCCGGUGGCAACUUCUAUGCAAGGAGCGCGGCUAUAGUCUCGGACAAGCCCGCCUUCAUAUGGGGUUUCGUGCGCAUGAUCGUUGCAUGGCUGCUCUUGCUUCCCACCUGGUACUACAGCAUUUUGUACGGGCGGGGCUCGUGACGUGUGCUCGCGUGUCCAGUGCUUUGGAGUAUCGUGCCGAACGAAAAGGGGGGAUACGGAAAGGGGGACUUACAACAUCUUCUGCAUGCAGCUGGUUUCGGCCCCGCCGCCGGGCCCAUUCGUCGAUACAUGGGCGC